CAAUCGAUGGAGGGACACAGUGAAACAGCAGCCAAUGCUUCUGGGGCGGAGGCGUUGCCUUGACUCCCGCUGGUUCCACUCCCCGGCUCCGGGACUAUGGCCGGCAAUGGGCGGCUGGCGCUCCGGACGUUGCCCGGGCCAAACUGGGUGCGAGGCUCGGGCCCGGCCGUGCUGAGCCGCCUGCGGGACGCGGCUGUGGUGCGGCCCAACUUCCUGAGCGCGGCCGAGGAGGAGACGCUGAGCCACGAGCUGGAGUCCGACCUGCGUCGUCGCCGCUACGAAUACGACCACUGGGACGCGGCCAUCCACGGCUUCCGAGAGACAGAAAAGUCGCGCUGGUCUGAGGCCAGCCGGGCCAUCCUGCAGCGCGUGAAGGCUGUUGCCUUUGGCCCUGGCCAGACCCUGCUGUCCUCAGUGCAUGUGCUAGACCUGGAACCUCGGGGCUACAUCAAGCCACACGUGGACAGCAUCAAGUUCUGUGGAGCCACCAUCGCCGGCCUGUCCCUGCUGUCCCCCAGCGUCAUGCGCCUAGUGCACACCCAGGAGCCAGGAGAGUGGCUGGAACUCUUGCUGGAGCCAGGCUCCUUGUACAUCCUCAGAGACUCAGCCCGUUAUGACUUCUCCCAUGAGAUCCUUCGAGACGAAGAGUCCUUUUUUGGGGAGCAUCGGGUGCCCCGGGGCCGACGCAUCUCCGUGAUCUGCCGCUCCCUCCCUGAGGGGAUGGGUCCAGGGGAUCCUGGGCAGCCACCCGCAGCCUGCUGACCCCCAGCUUCUCAGAGACACUGUGUUUGUGAAUAAAGUUGGAGAAUGGACAAGCUG
This is a messenger RNA of Hipposideros armiger (great roundleaf bat), 819 nucleotides long. RefSeq names its product alkB homolog 7, RNA demethylase (gene ALKBH7). Gene Ontology annotation, cellular component: mitochondrial matrix. The record is from RefSeq and is a predicted model, not a curated record. Bases 97 to 762 code for a protein of 221 amino acids. The transcript has 4 exons. Lineage: Eukaryota; Metazoa; Chordata; Mammalia; Chiroptera; Hipposideridae. Gene Ontology annotation, biological process: fatty acid metabolic process; DNA damage response.